Aethina tumida (small hive beetle) is the source of this 4096-nucleotide messenger RNA. RefSeq names its product retinal guanylyl cyclase 2. The coding region runs from base 1 to 3885 and encodes 1294 amino acids. Gene Ontology annotation, biological process: intracellular signal transduction; protein phosphorylation; receptor guanylyl cyclase signaling pathway. Gene Ontology annotation, molecular function: protein kinase activity; ATP binding; guanylate cyclase activity. Lineage: Eukaryota; Metazoa; Arthropoda; Insecta; Coleoptera; Nitidulidae. The transcript is spliced from 18 exons. The record is from RefSeq and is a predicted model, not a curated record.
AUGCGACAGAACGAGGGUCGGAUCGACGAGUGGAAGCGGGAUAGUUCGAAUCGAUUUUGUCGGUCCUGGCGGCAAUCGAGAGGCGCCGUUAUCCUCUCGCAAGUCCCCAGGAUUCCCGUCACGAGUUCCAGUUCAGUGUUCGGGAAACUUUCGUGGGAUGCACGUUGCACGCGCGCCUCCACAUCCGUACAGGGGCACCUGGUGCCAUGCCUCGUUGAGCAGGCUGUCAUGGCAGGCCCGCCGCUGCUGGGGUUGCUGGCCUGCGUCCUUGUCGUCUCACCACCGGCUUCCACGUCGACCGCCGCCACCCACCUCCAACCGUCCGCGGUCCCACUCCUCGUCGUGUCCGAGGCCUGUUUUUAUCCCCUCGACAUGGAGUAUGUGGAGAAGGAGCUGACUGCCUACAACCUGACGUUCGAUAUCCUUCCAGAUGACGAUGUCUGCGAGGGAUCGACGAGGCUCCUUCACGUGUUGACAACGAGUUCCAGGACGGUUGUGGGAUCCUUCAGGCCGGAGUUAUGCUCGGCCGCAUAUUUCAUCUCGAAUUUUUACAACCACUCCCUGUCUACGUGGAACUGCCCUCAGGACAUGAGGCAAAUCGACGGGGACGCCGUGCCCGACCCGACAAGAUCCAGCCCUUCGGUGGGGACGAUCGCGAGGGGAUUUUCGAAGGCGGUCGCCGACAUGAAAUGGAAAUCCGUCGCAAUUAUAUCAAGUAAAAUGGGAUGGUGGCCUUUCCUGUCGCAGGCAAUUGAUGUUCAUCUACGUGAAAUUGGCGUCGUCCCCAGGCAUUUCUUUAUCAUGGCCCAGAACACGUCUCGGGAGCAUAUUGAAAAUAAAUUAAGGGUUUUAAAGAAGAUUCCCUGUCGAGCCGUCGUAAUGUGUCUUCCAGCGGACGAGGUCGGUCUGAAGGUCCUGCGGGCCAUCGACGGGCUGCGUCUCGCCCAGGACCACAACACAUUAACGGUUCUCCUUGACGUGUCGAGCUUGCCCUCGUGGAAAAACAAGUUUUCGUACGCGUCGGAAUCCAAUAUCACGAACUUUAUAGAUGCCAUUAGUUCGGUGAGCAAAAAGUACAUACUGACUUACACCGACGACGUAGCCGUCAACGGGAGUUUCGAGUACGAAUUAGUGCAGAACAUCAGACGGACAUAUCCGCACGUGGAGGCGGUGAACGACGGACGGUUCUAUCUUCUCGAUUAUCGCGACGACAACACGCCGCGACCGUUGAUCGACGUCUAUCACAACGGCAGCGACGUCCACGUGGAGAAGGUGACGGACAAUUACGAGGAGUGGCGGCUCAAACAUGUGCAGCUCGAGGAGUGCGAGAAUUGUGAGACCGAAUUGCAGAAGGCGAUCAGUGUGUUGAUCAUAUUGGGGUGCUCGUGUGCGUUUGUGUCAGUUAUAUUGGGUGGUGCGGCCAUUGCCAGGAACCAACUGAUGAAGAAGAGAAUCUCGAAGGGGCCGUACAAGGUUUUGCUCACCGCCACGGAUUUCGUUUUUCCACAGAUUGCGGACAGCAGAAGAGUGGACGAAGGGAUCGAGGCUAUGCUCUGUUGUUUUCUGCAACAGUUGCAGGAAUUCGGCGGCCCGGAAGUGGACAAACCGGACCUACUGCAGGGUUCGGGGACAUCGGUGCGCACACCGCUCAGGGGCGGCUCCAGUCCCAAUUUGGCCAAGCAAGUCAUCGUGGAUCCACGCGUCCGAUACAAUGGUGAUCUUGUCCAGAUGAAACCAGUACCUUCGACGGGCAGCAGCGGCUGCGAACUGAAGGCGAAGGCGGUCGAAUUCCUGGUGCUCCUGCACGGACUGCGACACGAGAACCUCAACCCCCUGAUCGGGUGCCUGGCCGAGCCGCCCAGGGCCGCCCUCGUGUCCGAGUACUGCGCCCGCGGAUCCCUGCAGGACGUAUUACAGCAGGACGACAUCAAGCUCGACUGGUCCUUCAGGCUGAGUCUGCUCACCGAUCUGGUUCGGGGCAUGAAGUACCUACAUUCCACCCCGAUCCGGGUGCACGGGUAUUUAACGUCCAGGAACUGCGUAAUCGACGCCCGUUGGGUGCUUAAGGUCACCGACUACGGACUUCCUGCCUUCUACGAAGCGCAGGGCAUACAACCGGCACAGAAAACUGCACGAGAGCUGUUGUGGACCGCGCCGGAGUUAUUGCGACACGCCAGCCUCAGGAAGAAGGGGACGCAGCCCGGAGACGUUUACUCGUUCGGGAUUAUCGUGCAGGAGGUCGUGGUGAGGGGCGAGCCUUUUUGUAUGCUCGCACUCACGCCAGAAGAAAUAAUAGAAAAAGUGAAGCGACCGCCACCGCUAAUUAGACCGUCGGUGAGCAAAGGAGCGGCGCCUCCGGAGGCGAUAAACAUCAUGCGCCAAUGCUGGGCCGAACAGGCCGAGCUGCGACCGGACUUCAACGCCGUCCACGACCAAUUCAAAAAGCUGAACCACGGCAGGAAGGUCAACAUCGUCGACACCAUGUUCCAGAUGCUGGAGAAGUACUCGAACAACUUGGAGGAGCUGAUCAGGGAACGGACGGAGCAGCUCGAUAUCGAAAAGAAGAAGACUGAGCAGCUGCUUAACAGGAUGUUACCCAGUUACGUUGCGGAAAAGUUGAAGCUUGGAAUGCCGGUGGAUCCGGAGCAGUUCGAGGAAGUGACGAUUUACUUCAGCGAUAUUGUCGGCUUCACAACCAUAUCAGCCCAUUCGACCCCGUUCCAAGUGGUCGAUCUACUCAACGAUCUCUACACGUGCUUCGAUGCCACCAUCAACGCUUACAACGUCUACAAAGUGGAGACCAUCGGCGACGCUUACAUGGUCGUCGGCGGUUUGCCCGUACGAAUACCGGAUCACGCCGAACAAGUCGCCACAAUGGCCCUGGAUCUCCUGCACCAAAGCGGCACGUUCCGGAUCCGUCACCUGCCCGGCACCCCGUUGCGUUUGAGGAUCGGGUUGCACACCGGACCCUGUUGUGCCGGUGUGGUCGGGCUGACGAUGCCGCGGUAUUGUCUCUUCGGCGACACCGUGAACACCGCAUCGCGGAUGGAAUCAACAGGGGCCGCAUGGAGGAUACACAUGUCGGAAGCGACGAAGGCGUAUCUGGAGCACGCCGGUGGAUAUCACAUCGAGUCCAGGGGACCGACCGAGAUUAAGGGCAAAGGGAUGAUGGUUACUUAUUGGUUGCUGGGGAAGGAUGGAUUUGAUAAGGAGUUGCCGGUGCCGCCGUCGAUUGAGGAAAGUCAUGGAUUAGACGAGAGCCUGAUAGUGAGCAAGUCGAUAUCGUGCGGCGGUCAGCAGGACGAGGCGUCGUCGAACUCGAUCGCCGACUGCACGUCCUUGGACACGAAACUGCAGGAGGACGCGACCGCCAAACUGCCCAAUCCCAAUCCCACCUUCAUUAGGAACAUGGAAUACUCGAAGUUCGCCAGCCUCGCCAAAACCGUCGACAGCGAAACGCCCCACAGAUCCGACUUUCACAUGGUAAAAAGCACCUCGAGCGAUGCGCCUCUCCCCUUAGGAACGCCAGUUUCAGCUUCAGAAGUGGCGGCUGCACUCCUCGGUGCCUCGACCAGUUCCUUGUGCGGCUUCAGACGACACCGGAAAAUCGAGGAGGAGGACAUAAGCACCCCGUACAACCAUUACAAGUGCUUGAGCCCCAAACAACGCGUCGGCAAGUUACUGAGACGACAGUUCAGUCUGGAUCGCACCGAGGAGUACAGCAAACAUGAAGAAACGACGAUGAGCCCGAGACUGUGCAAGCAGAACUCCGCCGGCGCCGCGGAUUUGGAGAAGAUCGAGGAAAUACCGCUCAGAGUCCCACAUUCACCGUCACCAACACUCCAAUGCACCCUAUCGAUAUCGGCCAAUUCGCUGAUACAUUGAGCCGACGUCGGGAUAAUUGGGUCCGCCAAAAAUUUAACUAAUGAUGGGACGACGUGAAACAAUAAUAUUUCAGAGACAAUCAAUGUUUUUUCGUUCACAAUUAUUUUGUACUGUUUUAGUGUAGAAUCGUAUGAUGUUAAUAACGUUUUCCUUAAGGCCGGUGGAUUAUUGUUGGAAUGGAUUAUUGACAAUAUACUUCCGUUAAUGUUUU